This is a messenger RNA of Cercocebus atys (sooty mangabey), 3710 nucleotides long. RefSeq names its product cyclin L1 (gene CCNL1). NCBI's taxonomy places the organism in Eukaryota, Metazoa, Chordata, Mammalia, Primates, Cercopithecidae. Gene Ontology annotation, cellular component: nucleus. Bases 1512 to 2210 code for a protein of 232 amino acids. Gene Ontology annotation, molecular function: cyclin-dependent protein serine/threonine kinase regulator activity. The transcript is spliced from 6 exons. Gene Ontology annotation, biological process: regulation of transcription by RNA polymerase II. The record is from RefSeq and is a predicted model, not a curated record.
CACCUUAAAAAAAGAAAAAAAAAAUCAACUGAUAACAGGCGAUUAACAGGAGACAAGGCAUACAUAACACCGGAGUAAUAGCAGGAGAAUCAUUACCCAGUAGCUUAAUGGAGUACAGAAGAUUUUAUAUCCUUUUUUUCAUAGGGGAAAGGGGAGAUGGGAAAUGUAGACAUUUAUUUUGAGAAGCAGCAAAUGAUUAUUAGGAACAAUGAAUGGACAGAAAUUAAUUAGCAAAUAAUUUUCUUUUGAGUUAUCUUGUGAAAAAGUCCCUCCAGGCAUGGCUGCAUUUCUGUCUUUCUGAAAUAGGAUACCAGAUCUCAGUGAGGGGAGGAAUGCGAUUGUUUCCUCUACAAAGAGGCUUCUCUAGUCUGGGAAGGAAAUUUCAGAGAGUACCUCCCCGCACUUGGGGAAAGGGCGGGCAACAAGUCAAGGUUAGGGGGACCUGCAUUAUGAGGCAGCUUCUAAAGCCUCUCAGUCUUUGGGGUAUCGCUUUCUGAGCGUCAAGAGUAAAACGUGAUGCAUUACUUUCCUUCCAACCUAGAUUCUAGUAGUUUAGAUCAGUAUCAUCGUUUUUACUUCAAUGUUCAGGAAACGCUGGAAAUUUCUAGCUAACAUCACAGAAAAAAAAAACCCACGAGGUUGACUUCACCUAUUCUGCCUACCCUCGGCAGGUAACUAUGUAUGAACUGACACUCCCAGGCAUAAUCAAAUUACCUCUGUCAAGUCCUCGCCCUAAGACUAUUUUUGGAAACUAGGGAUUUUCCAGAUUACUGAAAGCCUUGUCAGUGUCAAAGGCCGGGCAGGAGUUUCGCAAGCGGAGCUAGGAAAGCCUCCGCCCUACUUCCCCACACUGGCAAAAACACGCCCCCCGGGGAACUUUCAUCUGGGAACCGAUACAGUCCACUGUCCUGUGUUCUUCAAAUACUGUAAAGCAGGAUAAAUACUGUAAAGCAGCCCUCUCCAGUUUCCUUGAGGGUCACUUUAUAUUACACAUUCGUCCACACACGACACCAGUCACCACUUUCAUCCGCCAAAGCGCGCUCAGGUCGGCCGCCACUUCCCUUGGUACAUGCGGAACACUGGCCGCGCCGAGGUUAAAGGAAGAGGCUGGAACGCAGGGUGAAGGGGCGCAGAGAUGAUAGCCAACGCCGCCAUCUCUAUUUUGGGCAUAAGGGAUCUUGUAAAGCUCCAUUAUUCGUGUGGCUAAGUAUCACAAACAAGGUGGUGUCAACAGGCCUUGGCUAGAGAAGGCCUCCUUAGCCACUGAUGACCCCAAGGUCUGUCCCAGCACCAAACACUCCUCGCAGGCCCAGAUGCCGAGGGCGGAGGCGCGGCCUGAAGGGACUAGUUGGCGCGCGGCGGCCCGGCGUGGUGACGUCAGGGCGGAAGCGCACGCGGCGUGAAGCGGCCCAGAACCCGGCGGUCACGGGAAUAUCCGUCGCGCCGAGAACGCUGGUUAGUCUUGUUUCGGGUUCCGGCUGCGUUGAGCUUGCGUGCAGCUCGCUAAGACUAUGGCGUCCGGGCCUCACUCGACAGCUACUGCUGCCGCCGCCGCCUCGUCUGCCGCCCCAAGCGCGGGCGGCUCCAGCUCCGGGACGACGACCACGACGACGACCACGACGGGAGGGAUCCUGAUCGGCGAUCGCCUGUACUCGGAAGUUUCACUCACCAUCGACCACUCUCUGAUUCCGGAGGAGAGGCUCUCGCCCACCCCAUCCAUGCAGGACGGGCUUGACCUGCCCAGCGAGACAGACUUACGCAUCCUGGGCUGCGAGCUCAUCCAGGCCGCCGGCAUUCUCCUCCGGCUGCCGCAGGUGGCGAUGGCAACGGGGCAGGUGUUGUUUCAUCGUUUUUUCUACUCCAAAUCUUUCGUCAAACACAGUUUCGAGAUUGUUGCUAUGGCUUGUAUUAAUCUUGCAUCAAAAAUCGAAGAAGCACCUAGAAGAAUAAGAGAUGUGAUUAAUGUAUUCCACCACCUACGCCAGUUAAGAGGAAAAAGGACUCCAAGCCCCCUGAUCCUUGAUCAGAACUACAUUAACACCAAAAAUCAAGUUAUCAAAGCAGAGAGGAGGGUGCUAAAGGAGUUGGGAUUUUGUGUUCAUGUCAAGCAUCCUCAUAAGAUCAUUGUUAUGUAUUUACAAGUCUUAGAAUGUGAACGUAAUCAAACCCUGGUUCAAACUGCCUGGGUAGUCCAUGAUGGUAAGUCAUAGAACUCUGCCCUCUGCACUUCAGCCCAUGACCUCAGGAUGGCCUGAUUGGCUACCCUGCUCUCCAGCCAAUCCAGUGCAAGCUCUCAUCCGAGAUUCACUGAAGUGGUCCAUAUCCAUCUGGCAGCAUCUUCUAGUUCUGUCGGGGUGUCAAAAGGAUUUGUAUAUUUGCUUCUAGAAGUAACUAUUUGACAUGCCUAUGUAUUUAAUGUAUACUUGUAACUAUCAAAAUGAAUAGUUCAUUUUUGAUAGAUUUGUUGUCCAGCCAUUAUGAAUUAAAUGGUUUCUUAUUAGGAGUUUGACUAAAUUUUUAUUUUUAGUAUGUAUAGCGUGAAUUCUACCAAAGGAGACUACAAACUUGCAGCUUAAAAUGGGAACCAGUUCCCACACUGGCUUAAUUUAUAUAACUGCUUGGCUGUAUUGCGGGUAAUAUUAGAAGCAAGAAGCACUUCAUUUUUAAAAGAGAUGUUACUAUUAUAUUGCUUAAAUGCUUUAGCACUUGGACGUUUUGAGAUGCAGAUGUGUGAUUUAGAGUGCUGGCUUAUUUAAAGGUCAAGCCAAGGAGUUUGUGGAUCAGCCACAACUACUGUUUCCUAAGACUAUUGAUGUGAAGGACUUAGUGAAGUAAUUUUUAUAUUUUGGACUUCCCAGCAAGAUGUCCUUUUAAUGACUGCCAUGCUUCUUUUGGACUCAGUAAAUAUUUGUAAUGUUAGAAAAGUCUCAUUACUUUUAUAAAAUGCAUGACAUUUUAAGUAUGUGUUGCAUAAAAUGGAUUAUAGCAGUUCUCAUGGUUUAGGAUUUUUAAGAAAUAGUCCAUUUAAUUUCAGCUUAACCUUUUAAAUGACCUGUAAAAUUUCUUUAAUAGUUUAGGAAUGUUGUGGGGAGAGUUCAUUAAUAAAAGUUCAGCAAUUUUUUAACUGAAGUAGUUUAUCUCUUUUACCUAGUCACAAAAAAGGUAUGUAAACAAGGCCAUUAUAUGUGUUUAUUGCUCUUUACUUCCCUAUCUAGAUUUUCUAAAUAUCUUAAUUUUCUUAAUAUAAGUUUAACUUGUUACCUACUGAAAAUGCCUUUUUACCCCUGUUAACGAUAUGUUGAGCUUUUGAAAAGAACUUGGUUGACACUGCUUUUAUUGCGGAUAAAGGAGAGAUGGUCAGUAAUUAAUGGCUUGAAGUAUUAUUGGAGUGGUUUAUCAUUUCUGAAACUAAUCAUGUGAGAAUUGACUUUGAAAGCAUUGCUUUUUACAGAAAUAUAUUAACUUUAGGAGUAAUUUCUAGUUGGAUUGUAAUACGAAAUAAUUUAAAAGAGCUUUGCUCAUAUAUAGGAAAAUUGCAAAUGGUCCUACUAUUAAAUUCUUACUGCUUACUGAUUUUUUUGAAUUAAGAGUUGUUAUAUGCUAGAAUAUGAGGAUGUGAAUAUAAAUAAGAGAAGAAAAAAGAAUAAAGUAGAUUGAGUCUCCAAUUUUAUGUAAGCUUCAGAAGAACUGGUUUGUUUACAUACAAGCUU